UCCUCGGCCACCGUAGUCUGCGCAGCACAGCCUAUGCUUUCCAUAUAUAAUACCAAGGUGGCUUUUUCUCAGCGAAACUCUCAUCGUCUGAAGGGUUUGCAAGCUCCGGUUUGCUCCCCCUCGUAUCAAAUGAUAGAACAGUGAGUGAGUUAGUCUUAUUCUUAAACUGACACUUAAUGCUUCAACAUGGACUACCUGCUCGCGGUGAAAGUAGGCUCCCUAUUCGGCUUGUUGUUUUUAACUCUGCUUUUUGGAUUUAUCCCAGCUCGGGUGUUAUGGUUCAGAGACACAAAUGCGACAGAAACCCAACGUACAGUUUUGAGUCUGAUUAGCUGUUUUGCUGGCGGUGUUUUCCUGGCAGCAUGUCUGCUGGACAUCAUUCCCACUUAUCUGGAGGACAUGACCACCGAGCUGGCAGCUCGAAGUGUGGAGACCAACUUCCCCCUACCAGAGUUCAUCAUGGCUACCGGCUUCUUCACUGUCCUCAUAGUGGAGAGGAUGGUCCUAAACUGUGGGGGCAUGAGUGGGAUUCAGGAGGAAAGGGCACCCCUGAUACAGGACAACAGGAACGGUCAUGGACAUGUGCACAACCACCCAGCAGACCCUGAAGCAGAAAGCAGCAGCCAACACGUCCACGUUGACUUCCACGCUCACUCCCCCUUUCGUUCUUUCAUGCUCUUCCUCUCUCUCUCUGUCCACUCCAUUUUUGAGGGUCUCGCCAUUGGCCUGCAGAGCACUGACUCAAAGGUUUUGGAGCUCUGUGUCGCUAUACUUAUCCACAAGAGCAUCAUUGUGUUCAGCCUCUCCGUGAAGCUGGUCCAGAGCGCAGUGAGUCCGUUAUGGGUGGCUGCUUACAUCGGGGUGUUCGCCAUGAUGUCACCCAUAGGCAUCGCCAUCGGCAUCUCUGUUAUGGAGGCGGGGCUUGCAGCUGGAGCACUCAUUCAAGCAAUCCUGGAGGGGCUCGCAGCAGGAACGUUUAUUUACAUAACCUUUAUGGAGAUCCUUCCACACGAGCUCAACUCCCCAGGGAGACAGCUCAUCAAGGUGCUCUUCAUCCUGCUGGGCUUCAGUGUCAUGGCAACUCUGACAUUUCUGGGCUGAGACUGAGACCAGGCAGCGCAUCAGCUAGCAAGCCUGACAGGAUGUGACCUGGACGCUUUGUGCAAACUACUGCAGCUCCCACAGGGACAUGGGUAAAUUUUAUACAAAGAGAAAGAACAAAAGAAGUAGGGUUACUUAUGCACUGUUACAUUCAGCUCUGGAGUCUUAAAUGUUAAAGGCAACAUGACAACAGAUGUUGGUUUUAUUACUUUUAAAACAUUUCAUAAAAGAGGCAUCCCUACUAUUUGUGUAUACAUAAUUUGGUUAUAAGAGGGUGUAAAGUAAAGCCAUGGCAGGUUUGUUAAACAACUGAGAGAAGCACAGGGGAAAAAUCACUGUCUGCUCAUUUAUCACUGUCCUUGUUUUCAAACAAGCCUCUGGCCUGCAAACACAACCAGAGUCUGACCUUUGUUACUAUUGAGGAAAUCUCUGGAAACACAGGCUCUUGUUGUACGUAUAUGAUACCCUAUAAUUAAUCCAAUCAUGCUAGUAUAUAGGUACCUCCAGAUCUUAAAUGUUUACUGAUUCAAACAAGACACUUCUGCACUUUAGUCGAAGUAUUUCAUGUGGUUUGUUCUUCACUUCAGGUUCAGCUUGAUGGUCGUCCUCUAUGAAUCAUUAUUUUUAAAGGUGUUUCUACUGACAGGUUAAUUCCCUUAGUACUGACAUUUUAGUGCCAUACUUUUAGGUGUAGUUUCUAGCAUCGUUAUGCUUUUAAGUCUCAUCUUUACUAACUGAAUCAUCGAUCAACAUUUUAUUCAUCUGUCCAGAACACUAGUGUCAAUGUAAACUCCCUGAUGCCUUAAAAAGUUGGAUGCCAAAAAAAAGAGAGAAAAGGUGUUCGAUUUGUUUUUAUUCUGUUUGCACUUUUCUAAUAAAGCAUCAGUGGUUUUUGCCACAGAUGAGAAAGAAUAAAACGUUUUGGCUUUGA
Molecule: messenger RNA, 2032 nt
Organism: Notolabrus celidotus (New Zealand spotty)
Lineage: Eukaryota; Metazoa; Chordata; Actinopteri; Labriformes; Labridae
Gene: slc39a1
Product: solute carrier family 39 member 1
Exons: 4
Coding region: 187-1101 (304 amino acids)
Biological process (GO): zinc ion transmembrane transport
Cellular component (GO): plasma membrane
Molecular function (GO): zinc ion transmembrane transporter activity
Source: RefSeq, a predicted model, not a curated record